AUCCCCAAAGCCUGUCUCGUGUAAUUGUGUGAAGGCUCCGCGCGGGUGGGGUCACAGCGGGGCAGCGGCUCUGUGUGACUGACGUGUGUUCUCUGUGCGUAGGUCUGAGGAUGGAGCCCAUGGCCCGGCCGCUGGUGCGGGACUCCUCUCCCCCGCUCAAAGACUCUGGCCCGGGUUUGAAGCCCAACCAGGUGAGCGAGACGUCCCUGUACGGCGUGCCCAUCGUGUCGCUGGUCAUAGACGGAAAGGAGCGCCUGUGCCUGGCGCAGAUCUCCAACACUCUGCUCAAGAACUACAGCUACAACGAAAUCCACAACCGACGCGUGGCCCUGGGCAUCACGUGCGUGCAGUGCACACCAGUGCAGCUGGAGCUUCUGCGGCGCGCGGGGGCCAUGCCCAUCUCUUCGCGCCGCUGUGGCAUGAUCACGAAGCGCGAGGCCGAGCGCCUGUGCAAGUCCUUCCUGGGGGAGCACAGCCCCCCGAAGCUCCCAGAGAACUUCGCCUUUGACGUGUCCCACGACUGCGCGUGGGGCUGCAGGGGCAGCUUCAUCCCCGCGCGCUACAACAGCUCGCGGGCCAAGUGCAUCAAGUGCAGCAUGUGCAGCAUGUACUUCUCCCCCAACAAGUUCAUUUUCCACUCGCACCGCACUCCCGAGGCGCGCUACCUGCAGCCGGACGCGGCCAACUUCAACUCAUGGCGCCGCCACCUGCGUCUCACGGACAAGAAGCCCGCUGACGACAUCAGCCACGCGUGGGAGGACGUCAAAGCCAUGUUUAACGGAGGUAGCCGUAAGAGGACUCUACCCCCCUCCCCGAUGAAGACCCACGUCUCCUCUAGUGUGGAACCCCGAGCCGAAGUGCCCCACAAAAGCAUGCGCUGCGAGGACGAGCCGGGGCCAGGGGCAGGCCUCGGGGGCGCGCGCAGCUACCCCGUGAUCCCCGUGCCUAGUAAAAGCUUCAGCAUGCAGCUCCAGAAGCUGCCCCCGCCGCUCUUCCCCCCGCCCUACCCCUUCCCCAGCUACGGCCUCUGUCCCAAGAAGAGCGACGAGCCCAAGGCCGUGUCCGGGCUCCUGUGGCCCACGGCCAAGGAGCUGUACCCGGCCUUCCCGGUGUUCUGGCCCGGGGCCGGGGGGCUGCCCAUGCCUCCAUACCUCGCCUCUCCGCAUAAACCCCCCGUGGAGCUGAGCGCGCGUCAGGAGCUGGACGACCCCAGAGACAGGAGCCCGCCCCUGAACCUGGGCCCCGCGCACGAGGAGCGCUGCUCCAGCUCGCAUUCCUCGUGCACGCGCACUGACGAUGACCGCUCCGGAGACGAGAGCGCGCACAGAAAGAUGAGCUACGUGUCCGCGUUCAGGCCGGUGGUGCGGGACGCGGAAAGCAUCGCCAAACUGUACGGCGCGCGCUCCGGGCACGUGUCCCCGGACUUCAUCAGUGAGGGCUCGAGCCUCAGGUCCGCGUCCCCGGAGCGGGACACAGAGGACACGGAGGACCCGGAUGUGGACGUGGACGAGCCUCAGAGCGCGUCUCCGGACAGACUCUCACCUGGAGUGGAGGCCCUGCCAGAGCGCGUGCACAGCCCCGCAGCGCCGUGCGCGGAAGAGUCUGCGCACUCCGCGUGCUCAGAGGAGGACAGACUCACGCGCUCCGUCUCCACGCCGCACGAGGUGUACGCUGCUGAAAAGGACGGCCACGCGCUCCCCCACGAGCCCCAGUCAUUUGGAGGGAAACAAUUGAGAUCCAACGGACUGCUCCACGUGCCUGACGCACAGAACCAGCGCAGCCCGGUGCAGUACGAAGAGCCCAAGACCAGAGCAGAUGGAGCUUUACGCAUAGACAUCAGUGUGCACGAGCGAGACCUGGAAAACAUGGCCAAAGAGGAGCUCCAGAAGCAGCUGGUGGAACAAGUGGAGCUGAGGAGGAAGCUGGAGAGAGAGUUUCAGCAUUUAAAAGAUAAUUUCCAGGACCAGAUGAAGAGGGAGCUGUCGUACAGAGAGGAGAUGGUCCAACAGCUGCAGAUCGUCCGAGAAGCUCACGACGCUCUGCACCAUUUCUCCUGUAAGAUGCUCAGUCCCCGACAGUGCACCGGAGCCUGCACCUUCAAGCCCCCUCUGCUGCCCCCCUGA
Messenger RNA from Boleophthalmus pectinirostris (great blue-spotted mudskipper), 2123 nucleotides. RefSeq names its product SKI family transcriptional corepressor 1 homolog-B-like. Gene Ontology annotation, cellular component: transcription regulator complex; nucleus. Gene Ontology annotation, molecular function: RNA polymerase II cis-regulatory region sequence-specific DNA binding; SMAD binding; DNA-binding transcription factor activity, RNA polymerase II-specific. The record is from RefSeq and is a predicted model, not a curated record. The transcript has 7 exons. NCBI's taxonomy places the organism in Eukaryota, Metazoa, Chordata, Actinopteri, Gobiiformes, Gobiidae. Gene Ontology annotation, biological process: negative regulation of BMP signaling pathway; negative regulation of transcription by RNA polymerase II. The coding region runs from base 111 to 2123 and encodes 670 amino acids.